ACCUGCACCCUCAGAGAUGCUGGGACUGAGCUCUUGAUGUUGGUCCCAAGGACUGUGCUCACAGCUGCCUGUCCCCCCUUCUCCUCCAGGAGUGGGCAGAGGAGGAUUUUGGAUGUCCUUUCCCUAUUAGGAGAGGCGGGUUCAGUGCUGACUUGGGUUCUGCAGAGGAGACAGCUCUCUCCUUCCCUGCUCCUUCCCUCAUUACUGGGGUCCUAGUUCUGCAGCCUGGUACAAGGACCCUGGAUGGAUUGCAAGCCUUAGGGAAGCACUGUAUGGAAUUCCCCCUGACUCUCCUCCUGGUGGGCGGUCCUGGGAUCUGAUGAGGUCGGAUUAACCCAUGGUGUGCUGCCUCCGGACUCAAGGAAAGUAAAAUCCCAGUUCUAGGUGUCGAUGAUGGUCCGGUUUCUGAUCGGUUUUCUGCUUCCGGUCCUGGUCUUCGCCGCUCCGCCUCCCAUUAAUAGGUUGGCACUUUUUCCAGAUAAAAGUGCCUGGUGCGAGGCUAAAAACAUCACACAAAUAGUGGGGCACAGCGGCUGUGAGUCCAAGUCUAUCCAGAACAGGGCCUGCCUCGGUCAGUGCUUCAGUUACAGCGUCCCAAACACCUUCCCUCAGUCGACGGAGUCCCUGGUGCACUGCGACUCGUGUAUGCCGGCCAAGUCCAUGUGGGAUGUGGUCACGUUGGAGUGUCCAGGGAACGAGGAGGUCCCCCGAGUGGACAAGCUGGUGGAGAAGAUCUUACGUUGCAGCUGUCAGGCAUGUGGCAAGGAACUGAGCCAAGAAGGCGCCAUGUUUAACGUUUACCUCAACACCGCCGAGGAGGCGCUGUCCCCUGCCGAGAACAUCGGGCGACACCAGCACGAAGAGGACACCCCCCCUACCGCUCAGCGGGAUGGAGAAAGUGAGGAAUAAGCGGGUGUCCAGCCAAAAAGACUGCUGCGCCAAGACAAUGCUGCGCCCCCAUCCAGAGACUAAGCCUGGGACCACCACACGGACUAACCAUCCAUCUGCCGACUCUUCCAUGGUGCACGUCUAUAGCCAGUGGUUUACAGUGUACGGUCGAUCUCUGAACCCAGUGACAUCCGUAUCCUGGACUGAUCCUGAGUGUAUGCCUCCUAUACUCCAGUCACAUCCAAAGCUGCAUUCUUCUUCUGAGCUGUAGGAUCUUAAAGGGCUUUUUUUCAAGGGAGAAAAAAAAUGGUCAGAAAGGGUGUAAAAUAUAAAAAGAAUCAUUCCUCACCUCACUGAUCCACCCACCGCAGCAGUUCCCGGGGCUUCUCCAUUCCCCUCUGCUCUCCACUUCCUGGAAAUACCGGGAAAGGACCAAUGACUGGUUGGGCCGGUUUACCACUUCCACCAGUGAUUGGCUGAGGAACAGGAAGUGAAGAGCAGCAGGAACCAGAGCAGCAGUGGAACUGAAUGGUGGCGGGGGUCAGUAGAGGUGAGUGUGACCCUUUUUUUUUAACCCUCUCUGGCCUUUUUAUUUUUUUUAUUCUCUCUCUGGAAAACCCCUUUAAAUCUCAUAGCUGGUCCAGUGUAUGCCAAACAGCAGUGCGUCACUGACAACCACUGCAACCAUUGCAGCGUUCUUAGGAGUUGUCACCCAGCAAUCCACAGAUUUUUUUUUUACUUUUUGUCUAUAACCGCUUAUUCCUUCUCUACCACUGCUCUGCUUGCGCGAAUGUCAGUCUUCACUGCCAUUCCUUUGCAUUCUAUUCAUGAAAUGGUAAUUUCCAGAGGAAUAGUGCUGCUGCAUGGCAUUGUGGGAGAGCACAUACCAUAAUAACUGGGAAUGUAAAUUGUAGGAAGAAUACAUUAUUAUGCUUGUCAUCAGUAUGGCGGUAAGUAGUCAUCAAGGUGUCAGAAAUCAUCUUCGCUAAAUCGCUACCAGUCAUUUCCGUUCUUUUCAAUGGUUUUGUAUGAAACGUGGGGCCUCCUGCUGGCGGUGCGUAAGAACUGCAUGCACCUGCUCACUCCACUGUCGUCAGUGCGGGAUCUGUUACAGUCACACACCGACUGAUUCGGUUAAGGUGGCGUCAUGGAUUCAUCCGUCGGGCACCAAAAAAAUUCUGCUUUGUAUAUAGGAACCAAGAGUUUAUAUUAAAGUUUUACACAAGGAACAUCAUCCAUAGGGACAUAUAUUCCGAUAUUUCUGUCUUUGAUACAAGCUAAAUCUACAUCAGAUAUUCAGUCACUUUGUAAAUAGGAUGAUUUAUCAAUCUUGUACUGAUUCUGAAUUACUUGUCUUCUGCUCCAAUUACAUCCAAAGCACAUCCAAAA
Molecule: messenger RNA, 2277 nt
Organism: Bufo gargarizans (Asiatic toad)
Lineage: Eukaryota; Metazoa; Chordata; Amphibia; Anura; Bufonidae
Product: neuroblastoma suppressor of tumorigenicity 1
Exons: 5
Coding region: 391-909 (172 amino acids)
Biological process (GO): animal organ morphogenesis
Molecular function (GO): BMP binding; receptor ligand activity
Source: RefSeq, a predicted model, not a curated record